Triticum aestivum (bread wheat) is the source of this 1155-nucleotide messenger RNA. RefSeq lists its product as uncharacterized. The record is from RefSeq and is a predicted model, not a curated record. Lineage: Eukaryota; Viridiplantae; Streptophyta; Magnoliopsida; Poales; Poaceae. Gene Ontology annotation, biological process: regulation of DNA-templated transcription. Gene Ontology annotation, molecular function: DNA binding. The coding region runs from base 1 to 1155 and encodes 384 amino acids. The transcript has 6 exons.
AUGACGCGGUUCGGGAUCGCCGCGCGCUUCAAUGCCACGUCUUCGGCCGUCUCGAAGGCCGCCACCGCCAAUGCCCCGUCGGGCGUUGUCCACGCGGUGCCGCAGACCGAGCCUGUUGUGUCCGCUGAGUGGUUGCACGCCAACCUCAGGGACCCCAAUGUGAAGUCUAGAUUUAAGACAGGGUACUCAUAUGGCUGGGGUUCUGCUGCCGUGGCAAUUUGGUACUUGAUGCCUCUUGGUCAGAAGAUGAUGGCGAGUUCCUCAUUCCAAUUGAGUUUAUAUUGUGUUGGUUUCUUCGUCAUGAUCUGGAUUGCCGUAGUCAUGUUCAAGUCCAAUGAUAUCUUGCGCAAGCAGACCGCUCUCAAGGAUACGUAUGAUCUAAUUAUGCACAUACGUUUGCGUAUACGCUUGGGGGAUCCUAAUCAACAUGUGGCGAAGCUGAGCACAAACGAGUGGUACUUCUUCAGCUUCCGCGACCGCAAGUACGCGACGGGGCUGCGCACGAACCGCGCCACCAGGUCCGGCUACUGGAAGGCCACCGGCAAGGACCGCGUCAUCCGCAGCCCGAGGUCGUCGUCAUCCCUCUCCGGCCGUGCCGCCAUCGUCGGCAUGCGCAAGACCCUCGUGUUCUACCGCGGCCGUGCGCCCAAAGGCACCAAGACCUGCUGGGUCAUGCACGAGUUCCGCAUCGAGAACCCUCACUCCCCACCCAAGGAGGACUGGGUGUUGUGCAGAGUUUUCCACAAGAAGAAAGCCGACACGGACUACGCCAUGGAUGGCGAGCCGGAGCUCGGCGGCGGUGCCGUGUGCGGAUCCAACUACCUAAGCUCCUCGUCCUGCCACGAUCCGGAACAGUAUCACCACUCGCCUAUGGCGUCGUUCCCUUCCAUCGGCGCGGGCGGCGACCAUUACCAGCUCCUGCCCUGUGAUCAUCACCACCCACACGGCGCGGCAGGCGUCUCGCUCAACGAUGUCCACCCCUUUGACGGCAUGCCGCAACUGCUGAGCUAUGACAGUAUCCUCGACUUCAGCCAGCAAGUCCAGGGCGGACGCAGUGCAGCGGCUUGUUUGAGAGCCGGCGCAGAUGAUCAGUGUGAUGGGGCGCUGAUGGACCUAGGGCUGGAGGAGCACUACAACUACAACAGCUUGAUGUAG